AUGCGCAACUUGAAUGGCCACGAGCUUGCCGGUCGAAAUUUGCGAGUGGAUACCGCCACAAAUGAGCGCUUCAGGGAAGAGAUGAAGAAUCUGCAAACCUCCCUCACCGGCAACACUUUUGAAUCUCCAUACGGUGCCGAAGUUGAUCCAGAGGAGGCCCCUGAAACGAUUGCCAAAGUUGUGGCCAGUCUUGCGCCUGAACAGAUGGUGGAGCUGGCUCGACAGGUGAAGCACUGCGUAAUGACAAAUCCCGCCGAGGCGAGGAAUAUGCUAGUUCAAAAUCCUCAAUUGGCAUACGCUUUGCUUCAAGCAAUGGUGAUGAUUCGCGCCAUAGACGUGAAUGCCGCCUCUUCGGUGCUUUACAAGCAAAAUCCAGCCCCCAUGGUGAUACCUCCUGGAAACAUGGGGCCAGUUCCUGUGAUGCCGCCUCAGAUGAUGGGAAUGCCACCUCAGCAGGUCCCACACCCCGGAAUGAUGCCUGUUCAGCAGCCGCCGCCGCAGUCGAUGCCGCCUCCAAUGUUCGAUCACCAUCAGCUCGAUCAUCCGCAUGGCUAUAAUCGACCGCCUAUGGGAGGAGGGCCGCCGCCACCACCGCAGCAGCAGCAUCAGCCAGCCUUUGACUCACGGAACAUUGAUCCUCGGCUGCGACAAGCAGAUCCUCGAUCCAACGAAAUGUUUGAUCAUCGAGUGCCUACUGGUCCUCCUCAAGCGCCUGCUCCGCUUGACCCGCGAAUUCGUAACCAGCCUGUUGGCCCACCCGGAGUCAUUCGCGGUCCUUCGCAAGUUGCCCCGUCAGUGUUGGUACAAGCACCGCCGCAAGCAGCACAGCAAACGGCGCGACCAUCAUUUCCUCCCAUUCAACAAAACCCUUCAUUCCCGCCUAUUCGAGGACCAGCUCCUCUUGGUGUCGCUGGUGGUGGUCAGCCAAAUAUCCUGCCAUCGGAAAACAGUUUUCAGUCGGAGACGGAAAAGGCCCAGCUGAUCAUGCAGGUUCUUGCUUUGUCUGAUCAGCAGAUUGCCGUCCUUCCCGCUGAUCAGCGUCAAUCGAUCUUGCAGCUAAAGGAACAGCUCUGUAUUCAACGUGGCCAGUGA
Molecule: messenger RNA, 1092 nt
Organism: Rhagoletis zephyria (snowberry fruit fly)
Lineage: Eukaryota; Metazoa; Arthropoda; Insecta; Diptera; Tephritidae
Source: RefSeq, a predicted model, not a curated record